GUUGUUUUAAUUAAUUUGGUGUUCGCUAACUACUGCAUUGAAAAAGAUGAAAAAAAUCCAUGUUAUGUUGAAAACAAAGCAUUUAGCUUUUUGGUAGUGGUAUAUAAACUUGAACCACGUGUGUGUAUAUAUAUAAAUGCGUGUGUGUGUGAUUAAAUGUGGCAGUGCGAGAAUGAAAGUAGCUUUGUCAAUCGUAGUGUGUGGGCUUUAUAAAACUUUGUGACGCUCGAAAUGUUUAUUUGUUUUUCGAAAAUUGUAUAUUUCAACAAAACGUGGCUUUUUGCGGCGGUAAGUCACAUUGCUUUGUUUGUAACUAAGCGUCUCCAAGCCGAUACGUCAUAAUACAACUGCUAAUGGAUUGGUCGCUUUGUUCUAUAAAAGAUAUGACAUUUACCGAAAAAGACGUAUUAUUCGUGCGGGUGUUAUUUUAGUUGUGCUUCACUGCGAUGAAAUGGGGCAAUCUGCAAAUGGCCGCUUACCAUCUGUUCUAUAUCGCAUACAUAAAAGCAACGACAGCCUGAAAACAAUACGAUUAGGGUUCCUAAGAUUUCUCAACAACCAAGCAGAAAUUUAUAUAAUAUUUUAAACAAUAUAUGCUCCUAUAUAUAUAAUGCUUUUAUUUGUUUUCCCACUCUAGGUUAUAAGAUAGCUUGCCAACUUCAUGUCCCCUCUCAGAACAUGAAACUCUGAAACAUGGAAAACACGAUAUCUUCUCGUGUCUCCAUAGUAAGCGACGAACCAGAGGAAUUAUCAAAAACUCUGGACUCGGAUUCGGCGACAAGAUCACUAUGCUCGAGCCCGUACUCGCAAAAGUUGUUAACCCUAUCCCCGCGGACGUCGAAAGGCAACUAUAAGUUUAAUUUGUCGCCAGACUUUCGGAUUGCGAGUUCGGGUGAGACUGGGCUUGGCGCAACAAUAUGUUCUGGAGAGUCAAGCUCUUCAUCGAACGAUUCAGGCUACCUAACAACACCUAUAGAGAUGCAUACACAGUUCGACUUCCAUAGAAAACCUUCAAUGGAAACGGAAUCGAACGCCGAUGACAUUGAUUUUUUCUUACAAGUCGUCGGAGUUUUUCGAGAUUACAUCGCUGAUCAAAUCUGUAUUUUGGAAUCUCGGUUUAAAGAGAAUAAACAAAAUCUGGAUGUGCUGCAAGGCCAGCUGAAAGCUAACGAAAAUGUAGCAUCUCAACAGGAAACUCAACUGGUUCGAGAUUUCUCCAAUUUAAUUUCACUUUUGCAUCAGAAACAGUCAGAACUUCAAAGGUUGCUUAAGAGACAAAGUGUUGAGGUUGGCGAGAAAAUCCGAGGACAAUCGGACAUUUGUCGAGGAAACAUUAAGAUGGUUUCCGGGAUUUUGAACUUUGCCAAGCGACUCCGGAAUGAGUCUGGGGAGAGCAUGAGGGAAAAUGCUGUUCGGGAGUUUAAACAACGUUUGCUAUCGGCGAAUGAUCUUCCAACAGCCGAUCUCAACAUUGCAAGUGAUUCACCAUCUCGUAUUAAUCUGGAAGCAAUAUCUAAACUCAUACAAAACAUUCAAUUUCAAUCAGUUCAAGGUAAAGAAUUGAAAGUGGAGAGAAACGGUACAACCACCAACGAUAAAUGUAACAAAUGUAAGAUGAUCCCUCCUGCAAUACUGGCUGCUCAAUCUGAUGAUGACAUCACAAAAACUUCAUUAACCGUUCGGUGGACAUGCUGUGCUAACUGUGAAAGUGAAUAUGGGUUGAAGUGGUCGUAUAAAUUAAAGAUAAGACAAUUGAAAAAAGUAAAGAAAAUGUGACUGCUACAAGUUAUGUAAUACAUGAGUUGCCAUCAAAUGUAGAAGUCACAGUAAACGUUCGUCAUUCAAAUGAUGAAACAAACACAAGUUGGAGCCCUUGUGCAAUAUUUAAAACCAAACAAUCACCAGCAAACUUCAGUUUCGAUGUGAACACCGCUCAUGUGAAACUAAAAUUGUCACCUGAUGCAAAGAGUGUUUUCUACCCGGGGGAUGAUUACAACAACGCAAGUCCCAAGUCUCCAUCGCGUUUUACUUUCGCUCUCAAUGUUUUGGGAAAUAUUUCAUUUUAUUCUGGAAGGCAUUACUGGGAAGUCCAGGUGAACAGAGAUGGUUGGGCAGUAGGUGUUGCAUAUAGAGGAGUGCCUCGUAAUAGUUGGUUGGGAAGUAACAACUCAUCAUGGAUCUUGCAUUACAAUCCUGCAAGAUUUGAAUAUAAAGUGCGGCAUGCGGGUGAAGCUGUUGAAAUAAUACCAAAGUUGAGCAAUUCACUUGCUUACUUGAAACGAGUUGGAAUCUUUAUUAAUUAUGAAGCAGGUCUUGUAAAGUUUGUUGAUUGCGUAAACAAGGAGAUCAUGCAUACGUACAUGGUUGAGGCGUUUGAACAACCUUUAUGUGCAGCAGCAAACCCCUUCUACCACGGUGGAUGCCUCACCUUGCUUUCUGGUCUUGAUAUCCCAAACUUCAUCACUGAAGUGUGAUUACCUUGUUAAAAACUGUUUAUUUUUGCAGCUGUUGUAGGCUACAUGUUGUUUUAUAUUUAAUAUAUUUAAAUAUUCACUUCACUUAAUGUUGCCAUCAUGUUAUUUCAUUCCAAAUGUCUGUUUUCAUUGAUUUUUGUGUCUCAUUCCCGUGAUAUCAUAAAUUGCUUGUUUUCAAUGUUUAUGAAUUUAGACAACUUAUCAAAGGUACACGAUUGCUUUGCUUAUUUUUUGUUUCUUUUCUCCCAUCCAGUGUUAUACUUUUCUUUUUGCAUGGUGAUGAUCAUUUUGUGGCUGCAUAACUGUAAUUGCAAGCAAUAAAGAUUGUACAUAUUGAGCUAAACAUUGGUUCCACGUCAGAAUUAGGCAACAACUGAUUUUAACUAGAAUUCUUUGUUUUAACCCAGCGUCUAGCAAAGUGAACAGGAUGCCUGUCAUUAACCCAGAGCUUUACGGGUUCAAGGCUCACCACUGCUACCAUUAUGAGCGUUUGGGUUCAUGGUCAAGCCAUUUUACAACCAUUGCUUUAACCCCAUGCUCCUUUAUAGUAGGUCUAAAUUCUCAGAAGUACACUAAAACAAUUUCCAAAAAUAACUUCCCUCUCAAAGUUAUAUACGUGGUAACUCGUAAGCGGGCACAAGGUAAAUGAGACAGAACACCCGGGUUAUAACGAGAAGUUAUUGUAAAAAUUUGCUUCCUUUUAAAUCAUAUUUACUGACGCUAUGGCAGAGUGGUUAGAGCACUAGUCUUGUAACCGAAGGAUGCCGGGUUGAAGGCCCUGUGAUGCUACAUGAUGUGGAUACAUAUGUUCUUGGUAAAAACACAUGAAAUAUUUGCUGCAACCAAGUGGUUUAGAUUGUCACCAUACAUAAAAUAAUUAAAGAUGUCAAAAAAAUAAAGCAAACACAAAUUUAUCUAUGCAGCAACAGCAGGCACGAGGUGCAUAAAACAAAAUAAAAUAACAACUGGUGUUGCCUUGCCACGAAGAUAAAUAAGUUACAUUCAUUCGUUUAAUCACUUCCUCACAAAUCUAGCUUCUAUCACACGGUGUAUAAAAGUCUUGAUAUAACUGUUGCAAUAUCUAUUAAAAAUGAGUUCUUUAAAUAAAGUUUAAAAAUCAAACUAAUGCAUGCAAUGAUUAGUAGAUGUUUAUUUUCAGAUUUUUAAACAAUAAUCGAUGAUAUUGAAAUAAUAUUAUAGAUAAGCUAUUAUGACCAAGUUUUCUCUGAAAUGGAUCUACUGGCAUUUUUUUGUUUGUGGUCUUAGAAGAUACAGGCUCAAGACUUAAUGCUGCUACAAUUGUGAGAAUGUGUGUUGAACAAUAUAUUUAACAGGAUGACAUCAUAACCUGAUGAUGUCACACUGUACGGCACAAAUAAAAUCUCGGCCCUUUAUGAAAAAAGUCAAAUCUCUUUCCGAAAUAUAAUAGUAGCUCCGUGAAUAUUA
Molecule: messenger RNA, 3920 nt
Organism: Ciona intestinalis (vase tunicate)
Lineage: Eukaryota; Metazoa; Chordata; Ascidiacea; Phlebobranchia; Cionidae
Source: RefSeq, a predicted model, not a curated record